Galendromus occidentalis (western predatory mite) is the source of this 606-nucleotide messenger RNA. RefSeq lists its product as uncharacterized. The record is from RefSeq and is a predicted model, not a curated record. The transcript has a single exon. Lineage: Eukaryota; Metazoa; Arthropoda; Arachnida; Mesostigmata; Phytoseiidae. Bases 1 to 606 code for a protein of 201 amino acids.
AUGUUUUGUACCCUUAUGGAGCUCCGUCCGUUCCAUCAGGAAAACUACGACGGCGCUUGUAGUGAUAUAGGGAAAGCAGCCGCGAAUGUGGCCAAAAUUUGCAUGGAGAAAGCGUCCCGGGAGGAAUUGCAGAGGACAACGGAGGCGAGAGCAUUCCAGGAUCCGCGAGCCGUCGCUGUUUCAGUCGAUUGCGCGUGGGCCAGAAGAGGGUUCUCGUCCUUAUUCGGCCCAGUGGCCGUGGUGGGCGAGAGAAGCAACAAAGUCUUGGAUGUCACUGUCAAGAGUCUCCAUUUCUCGAUCUGUCCUCGGUGGAGAUCAGAUCAGGAGAGCGCAGAAUUCGACGAUUUGAUGGAAGAGCAUUCUCCGGAAUGCCAGAUCAAUCACGAAGGCUCAAGUGGUUCGAUGGAGUCGAGGGGUGCCGUCGAGCUCUUCCAGAGAUCGCUCGAAACGCGAGGCCUGAUUCACAAGCACUACAUAGGCGACGGAAAUUCCGCUGAGACGGUCAUAGCUCGAAUUAUCGACAUGAACAAGCGACCGAUGCCGAACAUGGACUCCGUUAUGCUUCGAUUGGCAAGACUUGCUGAGAGUGAGAGCGCUAAGAAGUAA